AUGAGGACAUCUGCUACACCAAAUGACAAUGUGAGCGUCUCUAUAUAUCUGCUGACAGGCUCCCCAGGCCUGGAAUGGGCUCACCACUGGAUCUCACUACCCAUUUUUGUAGGACACUUGAUGGCCCUCAUCAGUAAUGCUAGCAUCUUGCAUCUGGUACAAACUGACUCUUCUCUCCAGCAGCCCAUGUACUACUUCCUGGCCAUCCUGGCUGUGACAGACUUGGGCCUGUGCAUGUUGGGCCUGCUGUGGUUUGAUGUCCGGAUAGUGGGCCUGGUGCCCUGUGUUCUACAGCAGUACUUCCUUCACUCCUUCUCCUUCAUGGAGUCAGCCGUACUCUUUGCUAUGGCCCUGGACCCCCUGGUAGCCAUCCGGUUCCCACUGCACUAUGCAUCUGUGCUCACCAGUCCUCGUGUGGCACUGGCCAGGACUGUGGUGGGUAUACACAGUGCCGCCAUCACUGCAGCCCCCUCAUUGAACCUGCUGAAGUUUGACUACUGUCGCCGAGGGGCACUCUCUCAUGCCUACUGCCUUCACCAGGACAUGAUCCACCUGGCCUGCUCGGACACAUGCUUCAACAAACUCUAUGGGCUGUGCAUCAUCAUGCUGGCCAUCAGCUCUGAUGGCCUUUUCAUCCUGAUCUCUUACUCUGUCAUCCUCCGCACUGCGCUGGCCAUCACCUCUGCCAAGGAGAGGCUAAAGGCCCUCAACACUUGUGUCUUGCAGAUCCUGGCUGUGCUCUGCUUCUAUGUGCCUGUGCUAGCCCUGUCCUUCGUGCACAGAUUUGGGCACCACACUUCGCCCGUGGUGCACAUCCUCAUGGGCACUAUCUCCGUGCUCUUCCCGCCCCUGAUGAACCCUAUUAUCUAUAACAUCAAGACCCAGCAGAUCCGCAGGGCCAUCCUCAAGAUGGUUUCACUGGGGAAGAUACAGUGA
Mustela lutreola (European mink) is the source of this 936-nucleotide messenger RNA. Its product is annotated as olfactory receptor 51L1-like. Gene Ontology annotation, biological process: G protein-coupled receptor signaling pathway. The record is from RefSeq and is a predicted model, not a curated record. Gene Ontology annotation, molecular function: olfactory receptor activity. Gene Ontology annotation, cellular component: membrane. NCBI's taxonomy places the organism in Eukaryota, Metazoa, Chordata, Mammalia, Carnivora, Mustelidae.